GCCGACGAUCACUCUGAGACUCACAGGCAGGGAGACACAUAGAGGACAUAGAGACAGACGGGCAAAGAAAUCAUCCUCUGCUGCCUCUUACCUCAGCCCGCCUGCUCCUCCGCCUCACUGAUAUGACCCUGUUCAGCCCCAGAUACAUGAGCAUGAGUGGAGAAUUCAAGUCCAGCCGCUCCAGGGCAGCAAGCAAGAGGUCCGCUUAUGACACGGACUUGGACCUGGACUAUGACAGCUAUCAGGAGGAUUACUAUGACAGGGUGUACGACUACCAGCUUGUCCCAGCGUCACUGUCUCCACUACCCGAGGGGCUGAGCCCGGCCAAGAGAUUCCGCUCAUCCUCUUCCUCCUCCAGGCACAGACGCAGCCGAGACAGAACCCACUCCAGAAGCUCCAGAGCUCACUCCUCCAGUUCAUCCACAGCCAAGCUCGGCAUGGAGGAGUUGCAGGUGAUUAAAAAGGAGCUGACACUGAUCAAGACACAAAUCGAUGGGCUGCUCGACAGCCUGGACAGGAUGGACGCGGAGACCAACGACCACAAAGGGGAGGACAGUCCUGUUGAGUCACCGCACUGUUUAUCCACCUGCAGUCCAGAACACUCGGUCUCUUCCCUCUCUCCAAUAAGCUCCUAUCAUCGCAGUCAGAAGGAGAACCUGGAUCUGAGGGAGCCGGAUGACUACCACCACACAAUGAGGAAUCACAGCUGUGGCCUGGAGGAUGAAAUAUGAACUGGGAAGAACAAAUGAAGAUUGGAGAGGUGCCAAACAUGAGGAAGAGAAUAGCAACUACCAAGAUCAGAUCUCGGACGUUCUCAUAUCAAAACAUGUCCCGUGUGUUUUUGUUGUUCAGUUGUAUGUUGCUGAUCAAAUUUGACCAUUUCCUUAACUCUUGAAAAAUACAGAUAAAGUAUGAAGUACAUCCUGCUUUUUUUUUCAGGACGACAAUGUGACAUGACAGUGAUGAGAACUUAAAUAGAACAAUAUGGCUCCAAUCGCUUAAGGGAAUCUAUGACCUUGAGAUGCCACUGUGUCAUGAAGUGGAAGCAGCUUAGCAUCACAACGCAGAGGUGUGGAGUCCAGUGGCCACCACAUGUUUGCAUGAGUUCCCUAUAUUCCCUCAUUUUAACGAUGAGUUUCACUGGAUUAUAAAGGUGCACAAUUGAGGUUAAAUUCUAAAUCUUGCUACAACCAAUAUAUUGUGGCGCCUAAUGUCUUUUUUAAUCUGGUUCAGAUUUGUAUCUGGACUGUAACAGAUGCAUCAUUUCAUUUGUAUCCUUCAGAUGAUGGCAGUUGUGAGACACUUGGUGUAGGACAGGUUUGAGUGACACUGAACACAAACACUUUACAUGAAACUUUGACUUGGUGUGAAGCAGAAACCUGGUCAACAUCCACUGAACUGAAACUGAGCAUCAAGAAUGAGAACUGCUCUCCGAGCUUCAACUGUUGCAGUACAUUGUGGGACUUGUGUUUGUGGUGGAAGCACUUUUUCCCAGCACUUUUAAUUUUUUUGUGUGUGUGUUAUGAGAUUUUUCACAGGAAAGAUUUUGGAAUUUCCACCAAAUUGACAAACUCCAGCCUCGUUCUUGCUGUAAAGGUUUUAUUUUCUUCUGCAUCACCAAUGGAGUGUCAGCAUCUCCUCCAUCUUGUACUUGGCACAGCGAGAAGGCCCAGAUCGAUGUGUAAUAUUGUGUAUUAUUAUACCAUGAAGAUGUUCUUCUGUCUGAUUUCAAUGUCGUUCUAGGACUGCUCAUGUGUUUUUUAACAAAAUUGAAAUUCAUUUUGGUGCAUCGUGUUUUUGGUUUGAAUUAUUAAAAUAUACCAAGUGGAAAUACUCACGGUCAUAAAUGUUGAGUCAAAAUUCCUUGGGUGCCUUUUCCUCCACACACAAAUGCUACUUGAAUGCCACUCCAAGGCAACUUUGUCAUUUCAAAAAUAUGUUUCUGAAUCUUAAUAACGUCAUUCUAAAUGCUUAUAAAGACGACAGAUUCUACUUCAGUUGAGAGGUGGAGAGAUCGUGGAAGUCACGUCCCAGGCGAGUCAUGUGACAAGCCGGAAGUAGUCUGUGUACGCCUCUUGAAUUUAUUGUCGAUAGUGUUGCGUUCUUAUAAUUAAAA
Molecule: messenger RNA, 2116 nt
Organism: Synchiropus splendidus (mandarinfish)
Lineage: Eukaryota; Metazoa; Chordata; Actinopteri; Syngnathiformes; Callionymidae
Product: heterogeneous nuclear ribonucleoprotein C-like
Exons: 7
Coding region: 123-731 (202 amino acids)
Cellular component (GO): nucleus
Molecular function (GO): RNA binding
Source: RefSeq, a predicted model, not a curated record